UCCAGGGCGCGGUUACUGCACGAGCCUCCACUCUCGCGGCGGCUGUAUGGUGGAAAACACUUCAGAUCGUUCACGUCUUUCUCGGGACCGGCUUUAUGGUUAAACUACAAUCUUCAAUGAGUAAGCAUAUUCCACAGUUCUGUGGUGUAUUGGGUCACACAUUUAUGGAGUUUCUGAAGGGCAGUGGGGACUACUGCCAGGCUCAGCACAGUGUGUAUGCAGAGAAGUGAAGGGCGAGCCUUGCUACCUCACUGGAAGACAGACGUGUGUGAGUAUUUUAAAGUUGGCGGGAUCAGACACGGAGAGCAGGCGUCCACAGCAGCCAGGCCAGUCUGGAUGGGGUAAAAAAUCUCCAGAAGUGCACUGCCCUCGUUGGCCCUCCGUCUCCUCGUUCACCUGAGGACCAGCCUUUUUAUUUAUUUUUAUUUACCAGUUUUUUUUCACUGUUCUUUUGAUUUUCAUUCCCGGCGUUUGCACGCUCUCUCACUCAUCCUUUGAGUGAAGUCUCUGUGGAAGAUUUUUCUUCAGGUUUUUUUGUGGUCCUCUCAUUUUUGUAGACUUUUAUCACUUUUCAUUGUUAAUAAUGGCUCGUAUGAAUAGACCUGCCCCUGUGGAGAUCACCUAUAAGAAUAUGAGGUUUCUCAUCACCCAUAACCCUACCAAUGCAACUCUGAAUAAAUUCAUUGAGGAAUUGAAGAAGUAUGGUGUGACAACAGUCGUUAGAGUCUGUGAGGCAACUUAUGAUGCCAGCCUGGUGGCCAAAGAGGGUAUUCAGGUUCUGGAUUGGCCAUUUGAUGAUGGCGCGCCUCCUUCUAACCAGAUUGUUGAUGAUUGGUUAAACCUGUUGAGGAUGAAGUUUAGGGAGGAGCCAGGCUGCUGCAUUGCUGUCCACUGUGUAGCUGGCCUUGGAAGAGCUCCAGUCCUGGUUGCCCUUGCAAUGAUUGAGUGUGGCAUGAAAUAUGAAGAUGCUGUCCAGUUCAUCCGACAGAAGCGGCGUGGUGCAUUCAACAGUAAGCAGCUCUUCUACCUGGAGAAGUAUCGUCCAAAGAUGCGUCUUCGCUUCAAAGAUUCAAAUGGCCAUCGCAACAACUGCUGUAUUCAGUAGUCUGAGCAGAGACCCUGCUGCAAAAGCAGAAUCCAAGUGUUUCUCCAAUGUGGGCAGUGUGUUCUCUUAAGUUGGGAACGUAUAAAGAAAUUUCUAAAGAAAUGAAUAUGAUUCACUUGUGAGUACUCCCUUUUGUCUCAGUUUAACAUAGUAAAUGCUGUCUGUUGGCAAGUUCAAGUGCUUGUGUAUGCUUGUUAAAAUGUAAAGAAGGAUGCUAGUACAUUGCAUCUCUUAUUAGCCAUUGGCUUUUUUCCCCCCCCUUUGGCAAGUUGUCACAGGAGUGUGCUCUGCCAAACAAAGUAUUUCACAACCAUACAGCAUAGAAAUAAGUAUGAGUUAAACUUUGUCAGUUUUGUUUUUGAUGAUCUUUAGUCCAUCAUUACGAUGCCUGCCAUGUAAUGGUUCAUAUUUAAAUGCCUUAUUAAUGUGGGAAAGGCCAUUUAAUGGGGAUAAGUAUAUGGCAUUUGGUGUAGUUUACUUGUGAAAGAUGUGUAAGGCAGGAGAAUCGUGGAUUAAAAAAAGAACAGCUGUGGGGGGUUAUAUAUGGGAGCUGUGGGAUCUAGUUUGUUUUGUUUACUAAUUACUGCCAUGUCAAUAGUGUGAUGUUUGUUUGUGUUUUGGCUUCAAACUGGACCUCUGUGUUAUUUUGUAUGCAUUUUUAUUUGAUGUGCAUAACUUAAUACUUGGAUACUUGAUUUAUGUAUGAUAUUUGAAAUGUACAAUUAGACCGGCUAUUUAUACUAUUGGUGGGUAUGUGAUUUAGUAUAGUGAGAGAAGUUGUAACUGUUCACCAACUUGAGAGAGUACAUUAAAGAAUACACUGAGAA
Molecule: messenger RNA, 1932 nt
Organism: Electrophorus electricus (electric eel)
Lineage: Eukaryota; Metazoa; Chordata; Actinopteri; Gymnotiformes; Gymnotidae
Source: RefSeq, a predicted model, not a curated record